UGUAGGGAGGCGGCUGAGCGAAGUAGUGGGGGGGUAGGAAGCCAGGGUUAGAGGCAGCCGGUGAGGCUAGAACCCUGAGCGUGGUCGUUUGGAGCAAAUAUGUCUGUCCGGAGGCACAUUGGGAAUCCAGAGUAUCUGACCAAAAGGAUACCACAAAACCCAAAGUAUCAGCAUAUCAAGUCAAGACUGGACACAGGUAACAGUAUGACUAAAUACAUUGAGAAGCUAGAAGAGAUCAAAAAAAAUUAUAGAUACAAAAAAGAUGAACUUUUCAAGAGACUAAAGGUUACGACGUUUGCCCAGCUGGUCAUCCAAGUUGCUUCUUUAUCCGAUCAGACACUGGAAGUGACAGCUGAGGAGAUUCAAAGGCUAGAAGACAAUGAUUCUGGGACUUCAGACCCUGACGCUGAAAUCACUGCCAGGACCAAUGGGAAGGGGAGCCCCGGCGAGCAGUCGCCGAGCCCUGUCCAGUUCAUAAACAGCGUGGGAGCCGGGGACUCCAGCCGCUCGACACUCCAGAGCGUCAUCAGCGGUGUUGGGGAACUGGAUCUAGACAAAGGGCUAGUGAAGAAAGCAGAGCCCAACACCAAAGACAAACCUUAUCCCGACUGCCCCUUCCUGCUGCUAGAUGUGCGCGAUAGAGAUUCUUACCAGCAGUGCCACAUUGUCGGAGCUUACAGUUACCCAAUUGCAACUCUGUCUAGAACAAUGAACCCUUAUUCAAAUGAUAUUCUCGAAUACAAAAAUGCCCACGGCAAGAUCAUCAUUCUCUACGACGACGACGAGAGGCUAGCCAGCCAGGCGGCCACCACCAUGUGCGAGCGAGGAUUUGAAAACCUCUUCAUGCUUUCUGGAGGUCUGAAAGUCUUAGCUCAGAAAUUUCCAGAAGGAUUGAUUACGGGUUCCCUGCCAGCAUCUUGCCAGCAAGCCCUUCCUCCUGGUUCUGCCCGGAAGCGAUCGAGCCCCAAAAUGCCACCCGCACCAGCUGAGAAUAAGUGGAGAUUUACCCCAGAAGACCUAAAAAAGAUAGAAUAUUACCUGGAAGAGGAUCAGGGUCCUGCAGACAAUCCCAGCCGGCCGAGUCCAGCGAACACCUGCGGAAGAGACUCCAAGCUUCCAAGCGCUCGCAGCAGCCAGAACCCGCCCGCCGGGGGCCCCGCUGGGGGCCCCGCCAGCCAUCCGAACCCCCGAGGCCACCUGCAAGGCAAACCCUGGAAGUAAAGACUCUGUCUGUCUUAGUCAAAUAAAUGUUUUUUCUCCUUUCAGAACCCCUGAGCAGUUCCCCAGCUGGUCAUUUCCAGGAACUGCUGCAGAGGAGAGACCGUGACCCGUAUGAUAGGCCCUCUCCCCUCUCCCUGUCCCCAGUUCCUUCCGACAUCCCGCUCCGGAAGGGUCUGUACACAAACCGGCGGCAGGACAGGCUCCAGUGCCCUCCCUGUUAUCUACAAAACAGUUACGUCUCUGAAACUGAGUAGGAAAAAAAGAGUCUCGUUUUGAGGGGCUUUAAUGUUUUUUGACAAAGGUCCAGCUUGUUUUGGUCUGUAUCCCGUGUUGUUCUGUAAAUACUUCAGUCGCAUCGGGUGUGUUCCUCCCAGCCGGUUCUUUUUCACUCACAUUCUGGGUUUCAUGAAGGUUCUCCUGGUAGGCUCUGCCGCCUGAGAAGCUGGGCCUGGGGCGCUGGUGGUUCUUAGCUUCCAGCCUUGCCGGAGCCCCCCAGCAAGGUCCCACCGGCUGAGGUGCUCUUCCCAGCUCACGAUGCAGGCCUGCCGGAGCGUGGAGGCCGGUGAGGCCCAGCAGCGCAGCUCUCACACUGCCCGAGGGUUCCCCCUCGCCAGAUGUCUCGUGGAGCUUCACCGGCGAUGGCAUGCGCCCCAUCCACGUGCAGGGCUGCGGAGGGAGAGGGCCUUUGGGCCCCCCCCCCCCCCCCCCCCCCCGGAGCCGGCCCUCCUGCGUGUAGCAGUUGUGAGUUUCUACUACCCAGCUCAGGUCCUUCCACCUUAGGUGGGUAGAAGUCACGGCCACUCGAAAACCUUGGCUUCGGGUGGGCCAAGGAGACACACAGGUGAGGACGGCUCCCCUUGCUCUGGCAGAGCGGACAGCCCCUUCAGCCCUCGCUUAAAAUGCAGUAUUAGUCUAACUGAGUAAUUAGUGCAAUUUCCUGCUUACUUUUCAUUCUCACGACUGAGCUGUGAUUACGAGGUUGUGAUUAGAGAUUCUGGUUUGGGCCAGAAUUUUGAAUCAGCAUUAAUUGAAUUGCUAGAUGACUGACAUUCAUUCCAUUUAAUUGGGGGAACAAAAGACCUCAGGUAAGGAUGAGGAACUCUGAAAUCCUCAGGAAAAGGAGAAGAGCCUUGUUAAUUUUUAUGGUCUGUGAUCUGUAGCUGUGAUAAGGAACCGAGGAAUAAAUUGUACUCUUCGUCAUGGCAACCAGCAUCUGAAAAGCCAACUGAAAAUUGCCUGUCCUUAGGUGGUUCCCACCUGCUGGGUGAGAUUCGCCCUAACGGCGCUCUUCUCUCGCCAUCAAAAAAAGGAAAAAGUACCACCGUAUUUCCAGCAUGGGGGCUGUGUUUUUUAAGAGAAGUAAAGGUAAUAAAUAUCUCGUAGAGACAUAUGGAAAAAUAACUUUCAGGUUCAGCCCAGUUCUGAUUUAGUAUGUUUAUUCCUCUCUACUUGAUUUCCAAAGUACCACAUUUUCCGAUGCUUUAGAAAUCAAAUAGACCAGCGACAUUGUUCCGAUGUCAAGCCGUGCCCAGUUUUCCACAAGAUUCCAGAAUCGUGUAUAAAAUGCAGCCAAUGUACACACAGCUUUAAUGAGGAGCCUGUCAUGUUCCCCCAUAAAUUUAUUGCCUGAGAACUUAGUUCAGCCUUUGCAAAUGCCAAAAGGCUCUGGCUUUUUAUUUUCUUUACAACAUAAAUUUUUUAAAAUGCAAAUUUUUCCACACUCAACUUUCCCCUCGCAUGGACAAGACUCUCAGCCAUUUUGACACAUAUGCAUUUUUAAGAAAACAAAAAAUGUUUUCUCUGUAACACAGUUGUGGUUGUGCCAUUUUCGAGUUGACUAGCCAGGAGUUUGGAUUUCCCCAUGGGAGUCUGUUCGGGGAGUGAAUGGUGGGCCCCCUUUCUUCCUACCCUGCAUCCAUCGCCACCGCCGAACAACGCCCGAGUGGUGGAAACCACCGCACACGUGUGGACAGCCAGGUUAGCCACACCUGCCGGGACCGCUGCGCAGUCAGCAGAGCAUUCUGGCAGGUUGAGGUAUUUACGUGUCUUUGUCACAGUGCUCUGCCCCGCUGGUGAGGAUUUUCAGUGACGACUCCUCAAAGACCUGUUCGGACUCCGCACUAGGGGCGUUGAACGUCACUCGCAGAGUUUUUCCAUUGCUUCAAAUGUUCAACUUGACUCGUUUCUUCGUUAGAUUAACUGACGUGUGUUAUUGAAGCGACCAGUGGUACUUUGUGCUGUUAUGAACGUCGAAGAUUAAAGCACAUAGUUAUUAA
Phyllostomus discolor (pale spear-nosed bat) is the source of this 3497-nucleotide messenger RNA. It is a transcript of the gene CEP41, whose product is annotated as centrosomal protein 41. The record is from RefSeq and is a predicted model, not a curated record. The transcript has 11 exons. Gene Ontology annotation, biological process: protein polyglutamylation; cilium assembly. NCBI's taxonomy places the organism in Eukaryota, Metazoa, Chordata, Mammalia, Chiroptera, Phyllostomidae. The coding region runs from base 100 to 1221 and encodes 373 amino acids. Gene Ontology annotation, cellular component: ciliary basal body.